This is a messenger RNA of Striga asiatica, 1821 nucleotides long. NCBI's taxonomy places the organism in Eukaryota, Viridiplantae, Streptophyta, Magnoliopsida, Lamiales, Orobanchaceae. The record is from the annotation of a GenBank genome assembly.
AGAGGAGGAGAAAAGGAGAAAUAUAAUAUAUAAAACAGAAAAAGAAAAGCACAAAAUGAACACAGACAAAGAAAAGAAAGUCGUGGAAUAACACGUGCAGCAAUAUCCAACACUAUAUCAAACAGAGUUGGUGUCGAUUGCUGAUCACUCGAUUUUCUCUAGCAAAACAUAAAUUUACACAUCCACACACAAAUACUACCAAUACAUUUUUUACAUUUAACCAAACCACAAAAAUGCACACAGCACCAAAUUCAAUUUCUUUCAUAAGCAGAAUAUAUCAAUAUACCACCAAAAUCCAUCAAGAAUUAAUGAAAAUAGGGGGAAAAAAAUAAAGCUUUUAGGAAAAUAGAAAAUCCUUUUUAUCCCCUUAGCACCAUCCAGACCACCAGUUGAAAAUAAAAUGCCCACCUCUCCUUCAACUAGAACAGCACCACCAAGACCGCCGCGCCUCCGCCUCACUUCCUGCGCCGCCUCCGCCAUCCUACGGCAGAGGCCGAGCUCCCAGUUCUUUCUAUUCGGGCUGAAACCCAAGCGGCUCCAUUUCUUGAAGCCAUGCUCAUCCCUUAAAGAAACCAAAAAAAAGCAGCAGCAAACACUCUCAAAGACCCCAAACACCGCGCCCCAAAGUCUCAGACGAAUACUGAAUCUCAGCGCGAGGGGCGAAAACGAUGAGGUUAAAGACGGGGAUGCGGCCGACGGCGACGCCGGAGAUGACGCCGCCGUCAAAGGCACAAUCUUGGCGGGGUUUUUGCUUGUGGGCGUCGUCGGUGGGUUUGGGACCGUUGGGUAUAUUUACAGAGAGCAGAUCAAUGCUUUUCUGACUCAAUUUUCUGGAAUUAUUGAAGGUUAUGGCCCAGCUGGAUAUGCUCUUUUCGUCGCAGUUUAUGCCGGAUUGGAGAUACUCGCAAUACCAGCAAUCCCAUUGACUAUGUCUGCUGGGCUUCUAUUUGGAUCAGUUACUGGCACCAUCAUUGUAUCCAUUAGUGGCACUUUGGCCGCAAGUGUUGCAUUUCUAAUUGCCAGAUAUUUUGCUCGCGAUCGGAUUCUUAAGCUGGUUGAAGGAAAUAAGAAAUUCCUUGCAAUAGACAAGGCUAUUGGGGAAAAUGGCUUCAGGGUUGUCACUCUUCUCCGUUUGAGCCCAUUACUUCCCUUUUCCCUCGGAAAUUACCUUUAUGGGCUUACAUCUGUCAAAUUUGUACCAUAUGUUUUAGGAAGUUGGUUAGGCAUGCUUCCAGGAUCAUGGGCUUACGUAAGUGCUGGUGCUUUUGGCCGGGCUAUAAUUCAAGAGGAAUCUGAAAUAGGGUUGAGUGGAGGCAAUGGUCAGCAGCUUUUGACUCUGGGAAUAGGUUUAUUAGCAACCGUGUUUGCUGCAACCUACGUGACUCGGCUAGCCAAGGAUGCUGUGAAAGAUAUCGAGUAGCUAGGAUGCCAUGAUUUAUACCAAAUAAAAUUCAUAGAUAGAUGAUACAUAAUUUCCACCAUGUUAAAUUAAAAAUUGACAUGGUGCACCAUAUUUAUCCGGAAAAAGAAAAAAAAAAAAAACAAUCUUCUUGUAAUGAUAUUCUCUUUCUUUCUUAUUCUCCAUAUACUUUUCCAUUGUCUUCUUUCAUUUCAGAGAGAAUGGCAGUGACAAAUGAGAAUUAUUGAGCAUCCACAGGUGUGGUAAUUUGAUCCAAUCCAUCCCGUUUCACUGAUUGGGCAUAUCAUCCACCCACCCCUUUCAUAUUAAGGGUUUUUUUUCGACAUGAUAGAAGUAUUUUUCUUUCUACCAUAACCAAAGUUUUUAGUUACUGAGAAGAAAGAAACACCAGAGCAAAUUAC